GGCGAGGGCGGUGGCCAGCAUUCUACGAACAGCAAUUGCACAUCCAUAUCGCCAGUCCUAGCGGCAGAAAUGCGGCCGGCACGUAAGCGGGAUGUGCACAAUCAAUGGCGGGUGAGGCGUGCAGCAGCAUUCAUGGCUGCUGUAUUGGCUGCCGUUUACCACAUCCAGGAGAUGGAGAUGAUGAUGGUGCUCCUCUUCGUGGUCCUCCGACGAUGGAUCCGCGCACGGAAUGGUUCGAGAGCCUGUGUUGCAUCCCUGUUGGCUUUCGCCAUGCCCGUUCUGGCAUCGGCCUUGGAUGCAGCAACACGCCCGUCUUCCCGUCGUCGUUGGUGGGUGAAGCCGCGAGCAGGAGGUGCGUGGUGUAACAUGAUGAGGGGCGAUGAGGCUGCAUACGAUUACUGGUAUGACAACAUAAGGAUGGGAGAAGACACAUUUCGCGGUAUUGUAGCCGUGCUUGAGCCCUACCUUCAGAGGAUGCCCACUCACUACAGGAUGCCCACACCUCCGGACCAGCUGGUUGCCUAUGCAUUGUAUCGAUGGGCGACCGGGGAGUUGUUCGAGCAUUCAGCAACCUCGUUCGGUAUGGGUCGCGAGACGGGCAGAGUUGCUGUGCGAGAUGUGACGGACGCUUUGCUGCAAGCUUACCCAAGUGAGGUGCCAUUUCCUGUCGGGCAGAGACAGGUCGAGGCGUUGGGGAGGUUUCAGGCCAAGGGCUUCCCGGGGUGCUAUGGUGCAAUAGACUGCACUCAUAUCCUUAUUGACAAGCCAGCUGGCGAAAGGGCGCGUGCGUAUUGCAAUCGACACAGGAAAUACUCCAUUGUCGCCCAAGUUGUUGCCGGUGCGGAUCUGCGGAUUUAUGAUUGCUUCGUCGGCUGGCCGGGGUCAGUGCAUGAUUCGAGGAUUCUGUACAAUUCGAGUCUGUGGCAGAGGGCGGAGGCAGGCACUAUCUUCACUGCAGAUCCUGUCGUGCUCCCAGGAGAAGUUGAGACCCGGGGAUAUUUUCUGGGGGAUGGAGGCUAUCCAUCUUUGCCGUGGUUGGUGGUUCCAUACGGCGGUGUCCAUCCCGAAGGAAGUGACUUGAAGACGUUUGACGACACGCAGAAAUCCUUGCGUGGGUGCGUAGAGCGUGCAUUUGGACGUCUGAAGAAUAUGUGGCGGUUGUUCCUUCAGUGUCAUAAGCCUGACAUCAGAUCACUGUGCGACCAAUUCCGGGCCGUCUGCAUAAUACACAACUUGCUAAUCAAUGCUGGCAUCCCUCUUGAUCCUCGUUUGGAAAGACGUGCCCCCCACGAGCCCCCUCAUGACAUCGAUCGAGAUCCUCUGCCACCACCCGUGGAUAUGACGAUUCUGCAGGCGCGCAGAGCAGGACAGAGGUUGAGGAACUCGCUUCGGGACCAUCUGCUUGUCCAUAAUAGGGAAGUUGCCGCCCGGCGAGCACGCGGGUGACCCCGUAGGUGCGGCUGUGUAAG
Chara braunii is the source of this 1469-nucleotide messenger RNA. The record is from the annotation of a GenBank genome assembly. NCBI's taxonomy places the organism in Eukaryota, Viridiplantae, Streptophyta, Charophyceae, Charales, Characeae.